Larimichthys crocea (large yellow croaker) is the source of this 2941-nucleotide messenger RNA. It is a transcript of the gene cdkal1, whose product is annotated as CDK5 regulatory subunit associated protein 1-like 1. Gene Ontology annotation, molecular function: tRNA (N(6)-L-threonylcarbamoyladenosine(37)-C(2))-methylthiotransferase activity; 4 iron, 4 sulfur cluster binding. Gene Ontology annotation, cellular component: endoplasmic reticulum. The transcript is spliced from 15 exons. Gene Ontology annotation, biological process: tRNA methylthiolation. The coding region runs from base 305 to 1996 and encodes 563 amino acids. The record is from RefSeq and is a predicted model, not a curated record. Lineage: Eukaryota; Metazoa; Chordata; Actinopteri; Sciaenidae.
CAGCUGUCCAAUUAAACACUUUCACCGGUGUUUCUCACCUGUACCGGUCGACGUUAACGUUUAUCACCUAGCGUGUGUAUACAGUGAGGUUAUAGAUAGUAUCAGCAUGAAGUAUUACAUCGGCUUUUGUAGGUUAAUAACCUGAACGUAGCUAAAUUAGUUCACCUUCAGAGACCGUUAACCUACGCCGUUACGCAGCUGUUACCAACCGCCAAUUAUACCCAACCGUUAAAACGGUUAGUUUACGUUUUGUCGACAGCAGCCGCUAAGAAAGGGGGAGCGGCUGGGCUCUUUUUAGAUCAUCAUGCCGUCUUCCUGUGACUCUCUGAUUGAAGACAUUGAGGACAUGGUGUCUUCUAAUGACCCCACUCCUCAUGAGAGACAGUCUGCUAGAAAGAGUAUCAUACCGAGGUCUAGGAAGAAAAAAGAGCUGAGCAACGAGGAGCUCCAAGCUGACAGUUUGAUCCCUGGCACCCAAAAAAUCUGGAUGAAAACGUGGGGUUGCAGUCAUAACAACUCAGAUGGAGAGUACAUGGCUGGUCAGCUAGCUGCCAGCGGAUACAAGAUGACUGAUGACCCAACAGAAGCAGACCUGUGGUUGCUUAACAGCUGCACUGUGAAAAACCCUGCAGAGGACCACUUCAGAAACUCAAUCAAAAAAGCCCAGGAUCAGCAGAAAAAGGUGGUGCUAGCAGGUUGUGUUCCCCAGGCCCAGCCACGGAUGGACUACCUGAAAGGACUCAGCAUUAUUGGGGUCCAACAGAUUGAUCGAGUGGUGGAAGUAGUGGACGAGGCUGUAAAAGGUCACUCAGUUCGCCUGUUGGGUCAGAAGAAAGAUGGAGGCCGGAGGCUCGGAGGAGCUAGACUGGACCUGCCCAAGAUCAGGAAGAACCCUCUCAUAGAAAUCAUCUCCAUUAACACUGGGUGUUUAAAUGCGUGUACCUACUGUAAGACUAAGCAUGCCAGAGGAGACUUGGCUAGUUAUCCCAUCGAAGAGCUAGCAGAGAGAGCUAGGCAGUCUUUCCAGGAGGGAGUAUGUGAGAUCUGGUUGACCAGUGAGGACACAGGGGCCUAUGGUAGAGACAUAGGGACAGACCUGCCCACAUUGCUGUGGAGACUGGUGGAGGAGAUUCCUGAAGGGGCCAUGCUGAGGCUGGGGAUGACCAACCCACCAUAUAUCCUGGAACACUUGGAGGAAAUGGCUAAGAUAUUAAAUCAUCCACGUGUCUAUGCCUUCCUUCAUGUUCCUGUGCAGUCUGCCUCAGACAGCGUCCUGAUGGACAUGAAGAGAGAGUACUGCAUCGACGACUUUAAAAGAGUGGUGGACUUUCUCAAAGAGAGGGUUCCAGGUGUAACCAUUGCCACAGACAUAAUCUGCGGUUUUCCUGGUGAGACAGAAGAAGACUUCCAAGAGACAAUAGACUUGGUAAAACUCUAUCAAUUCCCAAGUCUCUUCAUCAACCAGUUCUACCCCAGACCCGGUACACCUGCUGCCAAGAUGGAACAAGUACCAGCGCAUGUGAAGAAGCAGAGGACUAAAGAGCUCUCACAACUCUUCCACUCUUACAACCCAUACGACCAUAAGGUUGGUGAGAGGCAGCAUGUGUUGGUGACAGAGGAGUCAUUUGAUGCUCAGUACUAUGUGGCUCACAACAAGUUCUAUGAACAGGUGCUGGUACCUAAGAGGGCUGAGUUCAAAGGGAAGAUGAUUGAAGUGGACAUCUAUGAAGCAGGAAAACACUUCAUGAAAGGCCGAGCAGUAGAAGACAGUAAGCCGUUCACUCCCUCCAUUGCUGCACCACUUCAGAAAGGAGAGGUGUCUGGCCUGAUACAGGAACAGAUGGCCAAUGGUGUCAAAGAUCCUGCUUCUAUGCCUUCUUCAUCUGUUUUGUUGAUCGGCUCUUACAGUCUUGACAGGGAAGGACUGAAGAAGCUGGGAAUCGGGCUCGCUCUGGCAGCAGUCAUCUUGGCCUUUAUUGUAGAGAAACUGUACUGAUGAAGCAACUGCAAACUAGAAGAGGAUUGUGAAAAAGGGGGUGGACAGUGAGAACACAGGAGGUUUGUUGGAAGCUUGUGUAUACAGCGAUAAAACGGUCUGCUUAGAUCACCUGUACUAUACAUGCUCUCACUCAAUUUUUAAAAAAACCCAAAGGAAAAAAGACACCUACAGCCAUGGAUUAUUUGAAUGUUCUGCGAGAUUUUGCUUGUUUUUAGUACAGUUAGAUUUUUUUUCUUUUUAAUUAAAUGGCAUAGUUUAUCACUUAGCAGUUAUUUUAUUCUGUUUGCACCAAGGUGACGUCACUGUGUUUUUCUGUCAGUGAAGUAGAAAUAAAAACAUGGGCAAUGAAAAUUUCAAAAAAACAUUUCAGACAAGCUUUUUUGUUACAAAUUAAACACUCAUUUUAAUUAGAAUCUAUAUCAAGCUCAGAGCCUGGGUCAUAUUUUUGUUUCAUUAUGAGAUCUGAACUUUUUGUUUUUGUCUAUUGCUCACUGACAUUGUCCAUAAACGGGUAACUAUGUUGUGUGUGUUUUCAAACAUGUUUUUUUUGCCUGUCGCUUCUCAGAUAAAUUACGCACAACACAUUUGAACACAUGGUCAGCUGUACCGAAACAAAGUCUGAGAAUCAUUGCAGAGGUAUUGAAUUAUCCAACAUACUUUUUAGAAGAACUGAGCAGGUAGAUUUCCAAAUAUUGUGUGUAAUAGAGUUUUCCUCCUUUUCAUGGAUUGAAUUGUGCUUACUUUACGGUAUGUGUUAUUUUAUUCUGCUGAAAGGAGUGAUAAUGUGUAAAAACCUUUGAUUAAAGGUCAUUUGUAAUCUUCAUUCAAGUAUUUAUUUUUGAAUAAGAGAUAAGGACAGUAUAUUUUCAGAUCUUCAUAACGAACAUCUUUGAAGUUGUUUUCGAUGUGUUAUUCUCUCAUUAAAGUGGUUGCUCAAAACGG